Messenger RNA from Lacerta agilis (Sand lizard), 2537 nucleotides. It is a transcript of the gene GUSB, whose product is annotated as glucuronidase beta. Gene Ontology annotation, biological process: glucuronoside catabolic process; carbohydrate metabolic process. The record is from RefSeq and is a predicted model, not a curated record. Lineage: Eukaryota; Metazoa; Chordata; Lepidosauria; Squamata; Lacertidae. Gene Ontology annotation, molecular function: carbohydrate binding; beta-glucuronidase activity. The transcript has 12 exons. Bases 11 to 1975 code for a protein of 654 amino acids.
GUCUGGCAGCAUGGAGCUGCUGCUUCUCUGCGCUCUGUGCCUGGUCCUGGGGUGCUGCCAGCAAGGGGGCGCCCUAGAUGGAGGGCUGCUGUACCCCCGGGAAUCUCCCUCCAGGGAGCUGAAGGAGCUGGGAGGCCUCUGGAGCUUCAGGGCAGACUGGUCAGAGCGCAGGGAUGCGGGGUUUGUGGAAGGCUGGUACAAAAAGCCUCUCUCCCAGUCUGGGCCAGUGAUUGACAUGCCGGUCCCCGCCAGCUUCAACGAGAUCACGCAAGAUCCAAAGCUGCGUCAGUACAUCGGCUGGGUUUGGUACGAGAAGGAGGUGUUCCCACCAGCCCGCUGGCUCCUGAGAGAUCCUGGGACACGAGUGGUGCUCCGGGUUGGCAGUGCAAACUACUACUCGAUCGUGUGGGUGAACGGGGUCCAGGUGACUGAGCACGAGGGUGGACACCUCCCCUUUGAAGCCGAGAUCAACCACCUCCUCCGCGAUGCUCCAGGAGAGCCUUGCCGAAUCACCAUUGCUGUCAACAACACUCUGACUCCCCACACACUGCCUCCGGGGACCAUCCAUUAUAUGGAGAAUGAGUCCAUGUACCCCAAAGGCUAUUUUGUUCAAGACACACGGUUUGACUUCUUCAACUACGCUGGGAUCCACCGACCUGUCCUGUUGUACACGACCCCCUUGGCCUACAUUGAUGACAUCACCGUGACCACAGAUGUGAUGGGAAAUGUCGGCUUGGUGCAGUAUUUGGUUUCAGUCCGGGGCAGCUCCCGUUACUCCUUGACCCUGACGCUGCGUGACCAGGAUGGUGUCACUGUGGCAACUGGAAACGGGUCCGCUGGCGAGAUGAAAGUGGUGAACCCUCUACUCUGGUGGCCAUACCUGAUGCAUGAACAUCCUGGGUACCUUUACUACCUAAAGAUCACGCUUUCUGCCGAGGUGGACGGCACUGUCUCCGAAGACACUUACACGCAGCCGGUAGGCAUCCGGACUGUGCAGGUCACCCGCAACAAGUUCCUAAUCAACGGGAAACCGUUCUACUUCCAUGGGGUCAACAAACACGAAGACUCUGAUAUCCGUGGCAAAGGACUGGAUUGGCCCCUCAUCAUGAAGGACUUUAACCUCCUGCACUGGUUGGGCGCCAAUUCCUUCCGUACCAGCCACUACCCCUACGCCGAGGAGAUCAUGGAGCUUUGUGACGCCUAUGGCAUUGUGGUGAUCGAUGAGUCUCCGGCUGUGGGCAUGAGGGACAGCAUGAAUUUUGGUAACAAAAGCCUCCAGCAGCACCUCAUCGUGAUGGAGGAGCUGAUCCGCCGGGACAAGAACCGCCCCUCAGUCGUGAUGUGGUCAGUGGCCAAUGAGCCGGCCUCGUCGCUGGCCCCAGCCGGCUACUACUUCAAGACGGUGAUCGCUCACACCAAAGCCACGGACCCUACGCGCCCAGUCACCUUCAUCACGAACGCCAAUUACGCUCUAGAUCUUGGAGCCCCUUACGUGGAUGUGAUCUGCGUAAACAGCUACUUCUCUUGGUACCACGACUCUGGACACCUGGAGGUCAUCCGUCUGCAGCUGAACUCUCAGUUUGAGAACUGGUACCAAACACACCAGAAGCCCAUUAUCCAGAGCGAGUACGGAGCAGAUGCCGUCGCCGGCCUCCACAUGGACCCGCCUCUCAUGUUCUCUGAGGAAUACCAGGCGGCUGUGCUGAAGGAGUAUCAUGCUGUCCUAGACCAAAAGAGGAACGACUAUGUGAUUGGAGAACUCAUCUGGAAUUUCGCCGACUUCAUGACGGACCAAGGCACAACACGCGUUUUGGGUAACAAGAAAGGUAUUUUCACCCGCCAACGGCAACCCAAAUCGGCCGCCUUUGUCCUAAGGGAGAGAUACUGGAAGCUGGCUGAGGAAUGCAGGCCCCUUGCGCGGCCCAAUUACCAUAACAUUGGUUUGCCCCAAACUGAGGCCUCCAAGUGCACUUGACAUGCGCUGUUACGUUAAGCACAGCAGAAGAAAUUCAAGGAGAGGCACUACUGAGCAUCCAAAUAGAGACUAAAUUUCCGUGAUUGUUUUUGCUCCAAUGUGUUUUCUUCAUGAAAGCAGGGGAGGGACCGCAGCUCUGCUCUUCGGUAUGACAAAGCCAAAGGAACAUAAAUGAAAACGGACAAAGAUUUUCUUAUAGAACCAUUGAAUUGUAAAGUUGGGAUCCCUAGGGUCAUCUAGUCCAACCCCCUGCAAUGCAGGAGGAAUGUCAACUAAAGCAUCCAUGACAUUCUCAUUUUGAACAUGUUUGUAGAUUCUGGUUUACACAAAGCCAGUGUAGCUUUGUGUAACGAUCACCAAAAUCUCUAGGGUCUUUUUGAGAAGUAUGGUGUAUGAGCAAGAAGCUGCUGGAUCAGCAGAAAUGCUUGUUUAGUUCAGUGGCCAACCAGAUCCCUAUUCUGGGAAGCCCCCCGAGCAGGAGAUUAGCACAACAGACACACUCUUCCCACUUGUAAUUCACAGCAGUUGAUAGAGCAUAGCCAUAGAAUCAUAGAGUUGGAAG